AUGCGUUCUCAACUGGAGGAAGAAGCGAUCGCAGCAGUCCGUGAAUUUUCGUACGCUGUGCAGUGGAUAUGUAUUUCGGAAAUGCUGCCACGCACGAAUGAACUGUUAUUCCUGAAUCUGACGACAUUAGAACAUACUACAUACUGUAUUGAACUGACAGCAAAAGGUUGGCGAAUUGCUAGCAACCGAGCAGAUUGUAUGAAUGGCGACUUCCGACAGCUACACAUGCAUACACAAUAUUUUGAGUCGCUCGGACAGUUACUCGACACGAUUUCUCCUCUAUACAGAACAAAGUUCGGAGGGCAUCUCAUAAGUAAGCUGAACGAUCUAGAGAGAACAACAAAGGGCUCGCCUUGA
This is a messenger RNA of Haemonchus placei, 357 nucleotides long. The record is from the annotation of a GenBank genome assembly. Lineage: Eukaryota; Metazoa; Nematoda; Chromadorea; Rhabditida; Trichostrongylidae.